AUGUUCGAUUGUCCAAUAUGUUUAAUAUCUUAUGAUAACAAUCAAGCCUUUACAUUCCCUUCAUGUUUUCAUACAUUUUGUAUCAAUUGUCUAAAAUCGACCUUUGAAACUAGAAUCAAGGAACAAAAUGUAAAUUUGGAUACCUUUAAAUGCCCUGGGUGUGAAAUUCCAUUCGAUCAAUCCUUGAUCUAGAAUUUUAUAUCUCAAGAAAUUUUCAAGAAAUACUGUGAACUAAGUAUAGAAAUGAAUCAAAUCUUCGGAUUGGAAGAGAAUGAGAUAAUGGCCAAUUGUUUAAACGAAGCUUGUCGAGAAAAAUAUAUAAUCUGGAAGGAUGCAGAAUACUAAAAAUGUGUAAAAUGUAAAAUGGAAUAUUGUCGUUUAUGUUUUUUACCCUAUCAUAAAGACACUUGCACUUGUGAAGAAUAAAAACUACUUUAUUAAGAUAAAGUUUACAAGGACUUAAAAGUUCUCCUCAAAGCAAGUAGGUGUCCUAAAUGCAGGAUUAUGGUAGAAAAGGUAGCAGGCUGUAAUUUUAUGACCUGUAAAUGUGGCACAUAUUUUUGCAAUCUAUGUGACGUUUAGCUUGAAAGCAAGGAUCAUUAUUCUCACUUUGAGAACAAUAGUCCUUCACAAGAUAAGUGCAAAAUAAAAGUGAAUGGCCAAUGGGUAUCACGACCAGCAGUGGAAGAGGUUAAGAAACCUUAAAUUAAAUAAGUUAUCAAAGAACCUGAAAAUGCGAUUAAUUCUAUUCCUUGUCCUAAUUGCAAUUCAACCAAUCCAAAUAUCACCAAGCUUCAACUUUAUGAUAGGGUUGCACAUUGUUGCAGUGUCAAAUGCUAAAAUAGAGCCUAUUGCAUAUAUUGUAAAAAGAUGCUUCCCAGUUAAGAUAUAUUAAAUCACUUUACAAAUACAUUGGCAUGUAAGUUCAAAUGA
This is a messenger RNA of Paramecium tetraurelia, 933 nucleotides long. RefSeq lists its product as uncharacterized. Gene Ontology annotation, cellular component: ubiquitin ligase complex. The transcript is spliced from 3 exons. Gene Ontology annotation, molecular function: ubiquitin binding; ubiquitin-protein transferase activity; zinc ion binding. NCBI's taxonomy places the organism in Eukaryota, Ciliophora, Oligohymenophorea, Peniculida, Parameciidae. Gene Ontology annotation, biological process: proteasome-mediated ubiquitin-dependent protein catabolic process; protein linear polyubiquitination. The record is from RefSeq and is a predicted model, not a curated record.